AUGACUGGGUCUGUACUCAAACAACCCCUCUACAAUCGAGUAGCCAUCAUUGGUGGUGGUCCUGCUGGAUUGGCUGCAGCGAAAGCUUUGGCGUUGGAGCCUACUCAAUUUGCCAAAAUUGACAUCUAUGAGAGGAGAAAUAAACUAGGUGGGUUAUGGUACCACAACGGUAAUAAAAGUCUAGUGCAUCCGGAAGUUCCUAGCGUAGACCCUGAUUCAGGGGAGCUUCUAGAUAAGCCGGCCACUGACCAGGAUGCAUUUUUCUCGGCAAUUUACAAGUAUAUGGAAACAAAUAUAAUAGGUAGAUUGAUGGAAUAUCAAGGGUUACCAUUUCCAAGAGAGCUGCCAAUGUAUCCAAAAAGAGAUAAAGUGCUAGAGUAUAUCGAUGAAUAUAUCAAAACAAUACCGGAGGGGAAAAUAGAGUUCAAGUUGAACUUUGACGUGGUAAGUGUGAAAAAAGUUGACGCCAAUCAGGAUGGAUAUAGUGGCACUGAUUCAAUAAAUAACUCUUGCAGUUCAGAAGGUACUAUUUGGCGUGUAGUGGCGGAUAAUGUUCUGUAUGAUCUGAGAGAAGUUCACGAAUAUGAUGCAAUAAUAAUCGCCAAUGGGCAUUUUAAUACCCCUUACAUUCCAGAAGUCCUGGGCCUAUCCGAAUGGAACGAAGCAUUGCCACACACAAUCCUCCAUUCAAAACACUUUGAAGAUCCUAAUACUUAUAGGGGCAAGCGAGUUUUGGUGAUUGGAAAUGCAUCUAGCGGAGUAGACAUUUCAACCCAAAUAAGCACAGUUGCCGAGAAAGUGUAUGUAUCCGUUCGCGAUGUGGGUAAAGUUGAUCCACGCAAUGAUUUGAUUGAGUAUAUUGGACUAAUCAUCAAAUACGACUAUACGACUAGGUCCAUUACUACUAUAAAUGGAGACCAUUUUGAGGGCAUUGAUGUAGUGAUUUUUUGCACGGGGUAUUUCUAUAGCGUGCCUUUCCUAAAAUUGGAUGUAAUAACAGAUGGAACACAGGUUCACGAUUUAUAUAAGCAGGUGUUUAAUGUUUAUGAUCCCUCAAUUUCGUUUUUGGCAUUGCAAAAGGAAGUUGUACCAAUGCCUAUCUCGGAAUCUCAAGCGGCACUAGUUGCAAGGGUAUAUAGCGGGCGUUACAACUUACCUUCUGUUGAAGAGAGGAAACAAUCUUACGAAAAAGAAAUACAAAUGAAAGGUUCUGGCCGCCAAUUUCAUAGCUUUGCGUAUCCAUUGGAUGUAGCAUAUCGUCAACAUUUGCAACAAUUGAUUGAUGAGCAAGAUAUUAGGUCGCCUGGUCUUGUGGCUCCAAUAUGGGAUGAGAGUUUAAUAUUUGAUAGACUGCAGACUAAAUCAUACAAAGCAAAAAGGUUGCAAAAGGUCUUUGAACAUGUAAAAAAGUUGAGAUCAGAAGGUAGAGAUUUCGAAUUGUUGGAUUAG
Molecule: messenger RNA, 1449 nt
Organism: Lodderomyces elongisporus
Lineage: Eukaryota; Fungi; Ascomycota; Pichiomycetes; Serinales; Debaryomycetaceae
Gene: FMO1
Product: N,N-dimethylaniline monooxygenase
Exons: 1
Coding region: 1-1449 (482 amino acids)
Molecular function (GO): NADP binding; flavin adenine dinucleotide binding; N,N-dimethylaniline monooxygenase activity
Source: RefSeq, a predicted model, not a curated record